Molecule: messenger RNA, 528 nt
Organism: Harpegnathos saltator (Jerdon's jumping ant)
Lineage: Eukaryota; Metazoa; Arthropoda; Insecta; Hymenoptera; Formicidae
Gene: Tom7
Product: translocase of outer membrane 7
Exons: 3
Coding region: 204-368 (54 amino acids)
Biological process (GO): protein import into mitochondrial matrix
Cellular component (GO): mitochondrial outer membrane translocase complex
Source: RefSeq, a predicted model, not a curated record
CCCGACUUGUCAUCACUGUAUGGACCCUGCGAUGCGUUUUAUUGCCGUCAUUGGUGUAUGCUUUCGUAGAGCUCCUACGUCUCUCACGCAUGCGCUGUAGCGUCGCAAUAUAUUGCAUUUAGCAACACUGAUACCCAUAGUUUCUCUCUGCUAGAACAAAAUAGUGGUAGUGACAAACGCACGCGAAAAGUACACGUUUCAGAAUGAGUUUAAAUCCAGCUACAAAGCAAAGAAUAGCUAUUGUAUUAAAUAUGAGCAAAUUUGUAUUUCAAUGGGGUUUUAUUCCUGCUGUUCUUUAUUUAGGUUUCAGUAAAGGUGCAGAUCCAGGCAUGCCGAAGUUAACUUUUAUGAAUUUAUUGUGGCAGUGAAAUAUAAUAAAAUAUUUUCCAUUUCACAAAAAUUGUAUGUAUCAUGAAUGUUACAUAAAUAUAAGAUUGUUACAUCAUAUUUUCCACAAAGCUAAAAGAUUAUGUAUCAAUAAAGAAGUCUCAUUAUAUAGUAUACAAUAAAUAUGAAAAUAAUAAAUAA